Messenger RNA from Penicillium vulpinum, 2583 nucleotides. RefSeq lists its product as uncharacterized. Lineage: Eukaryota; Fungi; Ascomycota; Eurotiomycetes; Eurotiales; Aspergillaceae. Bases 1 to 2583 code for a protein of 860 amino acids. The record is from RefSeq and is a predicted model, not a curated record. The transcript is spliced from 2 exons.
AUGUCCGCCCGCACAAUACGAAAGCCGCGACGACCAGCCCCGGAGAUCACCGAUGCUGCCAUGCAGCAUGCAGCUGCUGCAGCUGCAGCUUCCCGAGCAAUGCGCUCGAGUCAAAGCUCAUCCCAAGAGUCGAAAACCCCGUACGAACGACUAGGUGGUCCAGGAAAUGUUGCCAUUCCCCGAAGGCGUCCGGGAUCGAGCCUUCGAAGCACGGAUGAUAGCACAUCGGCCAGCCAAGGCGACCUACCUAAAGUUUCAAACGCUCGUCGGUCAAAGGAACUGACCGGCGCAUCGGCCCGGGCCCAUUGCUUCGAUGACCCUGCUGCUCUUCCGCCAAUCACAGAACUCCAAGGACUUGAUGGACGAGACAGCUCAGUGCCAUCUUCAUAUCGCCGAUUGCGCAAGGCCAAGUCAAUGUUCUCGACCAGACAGCGAACCUCACAGGCUCCAUAUGGAGUACCUGCCCUUCCUUGCGGUGAUCCCCUUGAUCCCGAGCGCAGUCCUGGAUUUCAGAUGCCACGAACAAUGAGGCGAUCCAUGUCUUUUCUUCGAGGAAGUUAUCAAUCCCACCAAGUUGAUUCAACUCCAACAAGUCGCGAAGCAGCUAUUCAGCUUGCCCGUAGCCAAUUUGCCCAUGAUUCCGACGGUAGAGGUGUUCAGACUCGCCGGUCAUCUUUCUUGCUCAGACGCAGGAAGGAGCACAGGCCGUUUCGAAAAUCAUUCCGAACCACGAGCGAAGGUGGCUUUGCCGACAGGCGUACCGGGUAUUCUUACAAAUCUCGGUCUUUUUCAACUUCCAUCAAAAAUAAAUUCAGACGUGUGUUCGGGUUUUCCAAGGUCGGGGAUCAACAAACUGUACCACAUGGUAACCCAAAUAGCGCUAUGGAGCCUACGGUAACUCCGAUUGAGAAAAUCACGGAAGGAUCCUCUCCUCACAAAUUUACAGCUACUGAAGAUGGCAACGAUGGCAACGAUUCCAACUAUUUCCAGUCAAUGCCCCAUUCUCCCGGCCGCGAUAGUCUCUGCACUUCCAAGUCACGCUUACAACCCGGAAGCCAGGACAUCGCCAAUCUCUCUUUGAUUAGAGAGGAUGGGAAUCUGAAUCAGCAAAUACCACGGACGCCUACAAUGGAUGAUAUCGAAAAUCAAUCCCCUUUGGGCAUGCGAGCAAACAAUCAUCGAAUUAGCAUUGUUGACAGCCAAGAUCUGUACACUGCGUUGAUGAAACAGAUGGGCCAACAUUCUUUGUCUGAUCCCAACGAGGAAAUGGUCUUCGGCAAUGUAUCGCAGCAUCGUGUGAUACCAGAACGGACUAAUUCGGUCUACUCCCAACAUGGCAAACGCACUAUCCGUCAUGUCCCAAGCCGGGAAUCCUCGGCCUCACCUGGUUCAUUCGCAACAGCACGUGGUGGUGAUCAAUCAAGUCCACGGAAGUAUCCGCGCUCGGCUAGGUCAAUGCAAGUUUCUCGGGGCAUAUCGUCUCAGGUGACAAACCAACAUACGACUACUGUUUCAGAUAAAAAGUCGCCGCCAUCAACACACGCUUUGGGCGAGGAAUCGGAUGAUGAUAGUGGUAGUGUUAUUGUUUCUCGCCUUCGGGCCUCGAAAAGGGAUAUUGUUUCCCCAAGUAUCUAUUCCCGGACCACCAGUGGCAACACCCCAACCAGAACUGACAAUGCCGACAUGGGCGUCCAUGAUGAGCCAGGAACAGCGACUAUCUUUACUCCACAGCGGACAACAUACAGCUCACCCAAGCGCGCUAAUCGGGUUUCAUCUCCCACGACUCAGGUGAAUCCCAGUGCAGACUGGCAGCAAUGGAUGAGUUCACAGAUCGAAAGAAUUGAACAGGCAAGCCCCGCAAGGGAACACAUCAGAGAAUAUGCACAAUACCAGGACGAUGAUGAGUACUUGACCGGCAUAGCUCGACAGGCUCCUGUCGCUAUCUCGGCUCCUGCUUCAGCAGCUCUGCUAAAUAUUCCAGACAGCCAAAGUAUCACCGAUCGCAAAGCUUCGGUUGAGAACAAAGUCCCAUCACAGAGCAAUUUCUCCCGUCCGUUAAUACAGGCUUCCGGCAUGCGAACCAUCCUGCCAUUGCAGACAAACCAGUCAGAAAAUAUGGUACAGACCCGCGCUAACUCAUUGGCCAUGGAUACCGCUGUUGAUUCUGGUGAAAAUCCUUCACUCAAGCCCAUCCCCAUUGCUUACAAUCAAGAACCCUCACCAAUUCGACUAAGAUCUGGAAACAUGCAGCCGCCAGAGUCCCCAACCCCCAAGAGAGUUGGAGCAAAACGGUCCUGGACCAAAGAGCAGCAGCGACGCUAUUCAGCUAGGCGUGCUCCAAUCUCCCAAGAUAAUAGGAUUAAUUAUUUCCGGUCCAUGCGCACCCAACGGGACAACUGUGCAAACAAUGAGAACGCAAGGGAGCAGGCUCAGUACAAUGACAUUAUGGAGAGUUACCACCAACUUGAGGACAUUCAUUCCACGAUCUCUAGCAAGCGCAUGGUGGAUCUGUUCUUGGACAGUCGCCGUCGACAAAUGGGUGAAGUCACUGACAAUGAUACAACCACAGAGGCUUUUCUUUGA